GCUCACAUUCUUCUUCUUUCUCCACUAGUCUACUCUCUCUCCACUCCUUCAUCAAUCUCUCUCCUCUCUCCCUUCAUGUCGGAAGAUUUCACAGAUUUCAUCUACCGGCAACCAUUUCAAGAUGACAAACGCCGCACCACCGCCGCCGCCUUCACAAACUCCGGCAGCCAUUCCUCCGCCUUCGACGAUCAUUCCUCACUACUCAUCAACAACAAUCUGCAAAUGUUCGAUCCUACCUUUGCUGAAUUUCUUCAUGGAUCCAACGAUCACACCUCAUUCUCCGUCGCCGUAGACGAUCAGCGGAUACCGGCGGAGGCGGCGCCGGCCACGCCGAACUCCUCGAUGUCGUCGUCCUCGGCCGAGGCGGCCGCGGGCGACGAAGAGUCGAAUAAGGGCAAGAAGGAAGCGAAGGAAACCCUAGAAGAUGAAAGCCCCAAAAAAGACUCGAAGGCGAAGAAGAAAGGAGAGAAGAAGCAAAGGCAGCCAAGAUUUGCUUUCAUGACCAAGAGUGAAGUUGAUCAUCUAGAAGACGGGUAUAGAUGGAGAAAAUAUGGACAAAAGGCAGUCAAAAAUAGCCCUUAUCCAAGAAGCUACUACCGGUGCACGACACAGAAAUGUCCGGUGAAGAAACGCGUGGAGAGAUCCUACGAAGACCCUUCGAUCGUCAUCACAACUUACGAAGGGCAGCACAACCACCAUGUGCCGGCGACCCUCCGUGGAAAUGCGGCUGCAUUGUUUGCCCCCUCAAUGAUGGCCCCACCGCUGAUCCCAUUGGAAGGCCAGGGCUUCCCUCAAGAGUUCUUGUUUCAGGUGCCUCACCUAUACGGCGGCGGCGGCGGCAGCGGCGGCGGCAGCGGCAGCAACAAUAUGUUUCAUCAACAGAACUUUAGUAGCUUGCAUCAGCAGCAGCUCCACCACUUUGUUGACUACGGACUACUGCAAGAUAUAAUUCCUCCAGUUUACCCUAAAGAGGAGGCAUGAGAGAGAUCUUGAAACUUCGUAGCUUUUGCUAGAGAGAGGGUUUCUUUGUUUAUUUAGAUGAUGGUGUAUAUUUAUUUUACUGACGGUAAGAUACUUAUAUAUACUUAUAUCGAUCGAUUGUCUGCACAUAGACAUGACCUUGCUAGUGUAGUAUUAUCUCUCUUCUUCUUCAUCUUCUUUCUCAUCUUAAACAAUAGCUAAUGUAAUAAUAGUACAUUUUGAUGUGCAUGAAUUUAUAUUUUCGAAGCUA
Messenger RNA from Salvia splendens (bonfire salvia), 1231 nucleotides. Its product is annotated as WRKY transcription factor 71. The transcript is spliced from 3 exons. Gene Ontology annotation, molecular function: sequence-specific DNA binding; DNA-binding transcription factor activity. The record is from RefSeq and is a predicted model, not a curated record. Gene Ontology annotation, biological process: regulation of DNA-templated transcription. The coding region runs from base 76 to 981 and encodes 301 amino acids. NCBI's taxonomy places the organism in Eukaryota, Viridiplantae, Streptophyta, Magnoliopsida, Lamiales, Lamiaceae.